AUGGUACUAACCGCUGACAGACACGUGAAAUGUAUUUACAAGGAUUCCGAUCGGAACAUACAGUUAAGGGACGGCAGUCUAGCGCUAACUAUCCGUCGAGAUAGCGAUUCGUACCGUCAGGGCAAUGACACUCAAUGGUAUACGUCGGCCAAAGUAGUGGCCAGUACUCCACGGAAUGGCAUUGCGUUCGUAGAAAUAAGGGCCGCAUUACCCCGGGGCAAAAUGCUAUCACCGGAAAUCAAAAUAUAUAGAUUCCAAUCUUUCACUGCGUAUCUGAUAAGCAAAAAUGAUGGGAAACGCCGUUUCCAAGAUGAUAGAACCGUCUAUACGUAUCCACCGAAAAGGAAUAGUUCGCUUGAUAUGAAGUACAAAACGUACCCAGAUACCGACGCGUUAAUCUCAAAAAGUGACUUGACCAAUUUUCACACGUACGCUCUCGAGUUGAAUAGACACGAAAUCCAUUGGCUGUUUGACGGACGCAAACAAAUGUCUUUAACUGGAGUAUAUACGCAUGAUUUCCAAAGUGACCCUGUUCAUAUUUCUAUGGCGUUAAAUAUCGGCGGAAAUGAAUACGCGAACCAAUCACUCGACGAUUCCGAUCACAUGGGGUGGCAGUGCUCGGCGUUUAUCGUCGAUUAUAUCCGGGUGUAUAAGUGGUCCGAUAUGGACAUUGCCCCUAAUACUACGGAUUUAAAUCCUGUACAAAGCGCCACCAUUUGUCACGAUAUUAUGCAAGAAAUUAAGGAUGAACAAUUACCUAGAGGA
Oppiella nova is the source of this 765-nucleotide messenger RNA. NCBI's taxonomy places the organism in Eukaryota, Metazoa, Arthropoda, Arachnida, Sarcoptiformes, Oppiidae. The record is from the annotation of a GenBank genome assembly.